CGAUGAUCUGCCUGACUGAAUCGAGUUCAAAGUAGGACGACUUUCAUUCUUCCCUUUCGAGUUUGAGUUUCCCCAAAUGCGACCUGCGUUGGCCAUCAUUGCGUGCGUUGCUGCGCUGUCUGCCACGACGGUUUCAGCCCUGAACAAUGGACUGGCAAAGACACCUCCGAUGGGAUGGUCGUCGUGGAACACGUUCGAGUGCGACAUUAGCGAGACACUCAUCCACCAGAUUGCAGACACGAUGGUCUCGUCGGGACUGGCCAAGGCGGGGUUUCAGUACAUCAAUCUGGACGACUGCUGGAUGUCUGGUCGCGAUCCGACGACUGGCCGCUUGGUGCCAGAUGCAACCAAGUUUCCCAGCGGCAUGUCUGCACUGAGCGAGUACAUUCACAGCAAAGGCUUGAAAUUUGGCAUGUAUGUGAGCGCCGGUGACAUUACUUGCAUGGGCUUUGCUGGCACCAAGGGCCACGAGCAGAUUGAUGCAGAGACGCUCGCCGAGUGGAAUGUCGACUACCUCAAGAUGGAUUGCUGCAACCAGACCGAUCUCGUGGAGGCGCACGGCGUCUAUGUGGCAAUGAGCGACGCGCUGCUCUCCACCCGCCACGAUAUUCUGUUCAGCUGCGAUACGGAUGAGCUCUUGAUGCGCAUGAACAACCACGAGGCGCCGUGGGACUGGGCGCCAGGGCGCUGCAACGUUGCGCGCAUUUGGCUGGACAUCAAGGACAACUGGCCAAACCUGAUGGACAUUGUCGAUCACGCAUCCAACGUCAUGUACGCCUCGGGCCCCGGCUAUUGGAACGACCUCGAUAUUCUCACCGUUGGCAUGGGCGGGCAGACGGAUGCGCAGUACCGCUCGCACUUUUCGCUGUGGUGUCUGCUCGGUUCGCCGCUGUUGCUUGGAAACGACAUUCGCAACAUGACUCUGGCCACACUGAACAUUCUUACGGCGACUGAAGUCAUUGCGGUGAGCCAAGACCCGCUUGCCAUCGCUGGUGAGCGCAUUCGGACGUCGAUCGACGGCACCAUGCAGGUGUUUGCCCGUCCCGUGGAGGGUCCCCCUGGCACGGCUGCAGUUGUGUUGUUCAACCGCGCUGCGGUUGCUCAGAACGUGACGUUUGACUUUUACAACGACCUGUACCAGAACAACUUUUGCUGCCCGCCGCGCACUCCAGCCAUCACUGUCGCCGUUCGUGAUCUCUGGCAGCGUCAAGAUCUUGGCACGGCAGUCAACACCACCUCGUUUGUCAUUCCUGCACACGAUGUGGUCAUGGUGAAAUUGACGCCGAUUGCAUGAGUUGGCUGGUGAAUGUGGAUGCGGGUUUGUGCCUGUUCUCCUGUGCUCUCGGCAAUGUUGUGAAUGUUAAACUGCGUCUCUGCUUGGACGCGUGUCCAUGA
Molecule: messenger RNA, 1395 nt
Organism: Capsaspora owczarzaki ATCC 30864
Lineage: Eukaryota; Filasterea; Ministeriida; Capsasporidae
Product: melibiase
Exons: 2
Coding region: 77-1294 (405 amino acids)
Biological process (GO): carbohydrate metabolic process
Molecular function (GO): hydrolase activity, hydrolyzing O-glycosyl compounds
Source: RefSeq, a predicted model, not a curated record